Messenger RNA from Phyllopteryx taeniolatus (common seadragon), 5077 nucleotides. Its product is annotated as phosphatase and actin regulator 1-like. Gene Ontology annotation, biological process: cell motility; stress fiber assembly. The record is from RefSeq and is a predicted model, not a curated record. The transcript is spliced from 14 exons. Gene Ontology annotation, molecular function: actin binding. Lineage: Eukaryota; Metazoa; Chordata; Actinopteri; Syngnathiformes; Syngnathidae. Bases 1713 to 3368 code for a protein of 551 amino acids.
GGCUUGGAAGACUGCAGGGGCGUUGGUUAAUCCGAAUGGUAAGCACUCAAAGUGUCCGAGAGGGGUAUUGAAAGCAGUCUUCUAUUCAUCCCCCUCUCGGAUACGGAUGAGGUGGUAGGCGUUUCGUAGGUCCAACUUGGUGAAUAUUUGGGCAUCACAGAGGAGUUCAAAUGUCGGGUCAAUGAGGGGUAGUGGUGAUUUGUCUUUAAUGGUGAUGUCAUUAAGUUCACGGUAGUCGAUACAGGAGCGGAGAGUGGUGUCUUUCUUUUCAACAAAAAACCCAGGCCCUACUGGAGAUGAGGACGCUCGAAUGAUUCCGGAAGCCAGUGAGUCAUGGAUAUAGUCCUCCAUUGCCUUUUUCUCAGGUCGGGAAAGGUUGAAAAGACAGCUUGAAGGAAGAGGUGCCCCCGGCAGCAGAUUUAUGGCGCAGUCAUGGGGGCGGGGGUACAGAAAUAGCCAGGUAUUUACUGAAAACAGGGGAGAGGUCAUGAUAUUCUUCAGGAACUUGGGAGAGGUCAACGGGCGUGGCAGAUGGUGGUGUGUUUCCAGAUGGCUGUAUUGCAGAAUGCAGCCAGUGUGAGUGGCAGUGAGGGAUCCAUCCUGUUCUAGCUAAACAUGUCCAGUCUAUGGCAGGGUUAUGAAGUUUAAGCCAGGGAAUACCGAGGACUAAUGGGGUCUCAGGAGAAGGAAUAACAAAAAGAGAAAUGUCCUCACGGUCAUUUCCAGAGAUAAACAGAGUGAAUGGCACUGUUUGGUGGUUGACAGGGGAUAUAACUCGGCCAUCCAGGGCUUUGACUUUUUUGGAAGAAGGAAGUGGUUGGAGAGGGAUUUGAAGCUGGUGAAUUAUGGCUUCAUGAAUGAAACUGUCAUCGGCACCGGAAUCGAUAAGUGCAGUGAUGGGUGUGUCAUGACCCGAAAUUAUAAUGCAAGCGGGAAUGGUCAUGCGGGAGGGAGAGCUAGCUCACCACGAUGCUCUCCGGACGCGGUGAGCCUGGUCUUCUGGUCGGAGGGGGCACGAGGAAAUUAAGUAACCGGAUUGAGCACAGUAGAUACACAGCCGCUGGAUGACACGACGCUGAUGCUCCUGUGGAUCUAACAGUGUUUGGGCAAUUUGCAUAGGCUCUUUGGUGGCUACGGGGAAUGACGGAAGUGCGGAAGACGGUGCGGGAGGCGGGUGAUAAGCUGACGGCGUGGUGCUCGGUGUGGGAGGGUUUUUGCGCAAGCGAACCCCCCUCUCUUGUGUUCGCUCUCGCAGUCUGUUAUCGAGACAGAUGGAAAGGCCGAAGAGAUCCUCGAGAGAGGAGGGCUCGUCCCGGACCACUAGCUCAUCCUUGAGCUGAUCAGAAAGGCCAUUAGAAAAAAUCCCCCUAAGUGCCACUUCAUGCCACCCACAUUCACCCGGCAAUAUCCGGAACGCAAUAGAAUAUUCCGCUGCUGAUUUAGCGCCCUCCGUGAGCAUGAGGAGACGACAUGUGGGUUCUUUGCCCUGAACAGCGUGAUAGAACACUUUGCGGCGUUCGUUGGAAAAGGAAUCGAAUGAGUGGAGUACCGGGGAGGAGCUUUGCCAUCAGGAAGUGAACCAUUUUGCUGCUUUGCCACGGAGGAGCCCGCCCACUCCUGCACUGUCUGCCCGGGCGAGUGCACGAGAGGCUGCGGCGCCGAGUCUCGUCACGCCGGUCGCCUGUGGACGUUGCCCGGCUGGCAGGCCGGCCAUGGCGGCGGCCCCGGAGCAGGAGGACCGCAGACCGAUCCGGAGGGUCCGUUCCAAGAGUGACACACCUUACAUCAAUGAAGCGAGGCUCUCUUUGCACCUGGAGACAGCUGAAGAAGUUGAAAGGCUGGCAGCAAUGCGCUCUGAUUCACUGGUACCUGGUACACACACACCUCCAAUUAGGCGACGAAGUAAAUUUGCCACCCUGGGGCGUCUCUUUAAACCCUGGAAAUGGAGAAAGAAGAAGAGUGAAAAGUUUAAGCAGACCUCUGCUGUGCUGGAGAGAAAAAUGUCUACACGGCAGAGCAGAGAGGAGCUUAUCAAGAAAGGAGUGCUGAAGGAAGUUUAUGAGAAAGACUGUUCAUCCUCAUCUGUACGGGAGGAGGAGAAGCUGCAAAAUGGCCGUUCUCCAUUGCACAGAUGCAGCUUGUCACAAUCGGAAGGUACUGAGCCAAUGGAAGGAGCGGCUGCAACUGGAGGUUCACGCGAGUUUGAGAUCGCUGCUGAUAGUACAAGUCAACAGGACCACACCCAAAAAUUAAACCACACUCCCCCCACAAAAAAGCCUCCAGUGUAUCCAGGGGAUGAUACUGAAUCUACACUGCACAGACCUCCUACGUUACAUAAGCAACCUCCUGCACUACCACCCAAGCCCUUCACCAGAAUACCAAAUCACAGUACAGACGGCACCCCGGUAAAGUUGCCGUGCAUGUCGGUGAAGUUAUCGCCUCCUCUACCUCCAAAGAAGCUCAUGAUCUCCGUACCUACAGGGAGCAUGGAACCCUUGCCGCCUUUGCUCACCUUCCAGAAGUGCUCCGCACCUCCCAGCCAUGCUCCUGUGGGCGGGCACUCACUGCAGUAUGGAACACUUCCUGUUCCUCUUCACCCGUCCAGCCGAAUCAUUGAGGAACUCAACAAGACCCUCGCCCUGACCAUGCAAAGGUUUGAGAGUUCUAUGAUGCGCGCUGUUCCCACGGUGAUGAUGGAAUGUGACAACAAAGAAAAUCUCCCGAACGAGGCUGACUAUGAGGAUCUACCUGUUAUGUAUGGGGAUGAUAAUGAAGAUGAAGACGAGGAGGAAUUCGUGGAGGAAGAGGAAGAAGUGGACGAGGAGGAGGAAGAUGAUGAUGAUGAAGAAUUGUUUACAAGCACACUCGCCAUGAAGGUUUUACGGAAGGACUCUUUAGCCAUUAAAAUCAGUAACCGUCCAUCGAAGAGGGAACUGGAGGAGAAGAACAUUUUGCCACUGCAGUCCAAUCAGGAGAGACUCGAGUCCCGACAGCAAACGGCAACCAAACUCACACGACGGUUGAGUCAACGCCCAACCGCUGAGGAACUGGAACAGAGGAAUAUCCUGAAACCUCGAAACGAUCUGGAGGAGCAGGAGGAGAAGAGGGAGAUCAAAAGACAUUUAUCCAAAAAACUCAGCCAGAGGCCCACGGUGGAAGAGCUGAGAGAAGCAAAGAUCCUCAUUCGCUUUAGUGACUACGUGGAAGUUGCCGAGGCUCAGGACUAUGACAGGAGAGCAGAUAAGCCCUGGACAAGACUAACAGCUGCUGAUAAGGCUGCAAUAAGAAAAGAGCUGAAUGAGUUUAAAAGCACAGAAAUGGAUGUGCACGAGUCGAGUCGUCACCUGACCAGGUUUCAUAGGCCAUAAAGGAAUGCUGGCCAGGUUGAUAGUCCCGCACAAACGACCAGUGGUCAGAACGCUCUCUGCUGCAGAACUCUUCUUCUGUGAUCACUUCCCAUAGACCACACACCUGGCAACUCUUUCUCUGUGAAUCUCGUUACAGUAUAGUUUUUAGACUUACUCAGAUUUAAAAAUGAAUUUUGUAUCAACAAACGUGACAUGUUUGUCAAGUCAAAUAUGUGCUAAUUUUGAUGUAUUUGAGGAAGACUGGUCUUAAAAACUAACUAUUACGCAUUUGGAAAUUCUAAUUCAGUCUCAGACUUAUUUGACUGACAUUUUUUUUUAUUCCUAUUGAAUAACAGAUUUAUGUAUAGCUCCAUUAAUGUCUUAUAUUUUUCAGGUCACAUGGCUCUUUGCAGCCAGCAACAAUUGUAUUCUGUGUUAAAAUUGCACUAUGUUGAGAAUUGUGACAGGGUACAUUGAUCAUGUUCUAUAUUCAAGCAGAAUGAAACUAUUGAUUAUGUGCAAUGGACAAGGGGUGUUACACACAGACUUGAGUGGACUAUGGUGACCUUUAAUACUGUAUACAAUUGGGGGGGGGGGGGGGGGACGGGGGGGGGGGGACGACGACAUCAAUUAUAUCUGUAUUUGUGGGAACAUUUUCAUAGCUUCCAGCUGAGUUCAACUUUCACCCAACACUCUGUUCUCCCAAAAUCGAACGUCUUCAAAUUCAUCAAUCAACAGCUCAAUACUCUCAGAUUCAUCUUUAUUUGUUUAUGGGAUGCAUUCAAAAGCUUGUACACCUUCCGGAUUCUAGUUCCCUAGUUUUAACCAAAGCAACUUGACUGGAGCAGUCGAGUUUGAAUGCAUCCCACAAUGUCUCAUGUUGACAGUUCAGUUACCCUCUGAUUCACUGUGCCUACAGCUGUGUUUACAACACCUUAUUUAUACAUAUUUUAUUUAAUACAGCAUUUGUAUACACAGGAAAAAAAACGUUAAACAUGCCAAUAUGAACACCUUACAAUGAUUUUACACUUACUGAAAAUAUCCGUGCAACACUUUUGUCUUUGUUUUGUCUAACUACAGUAUAUGCCAAACAAAAGCUUAUGCUAUAGCUCUUUGAUUCAUUUAAUAUACCUAUUAAAGAGCACUUCAUAUAACUGGCAGGUAAGACAAUUCAAAAUGAUGUAAUGUAUGUGGUUAUUGCACAGGAAAUGCCUUAACAAUCAUCACAAUAAAAAGACCAGAGUUGUCUUUCAUUGUUAGCAGUCAGGCAAACCUGUGCAAUAUGCCAUUUGCCAUCUCCCCAAUUUUAGAAAACGUAAAAGUCUCCCAAUACAGACUUUAACAAGGACAGACACAAUUUAUCAUUUGUGAAUCAAAUUUGACAGAAAUAAGCCUUUGGUUUGCAAGUAUAAAAUCUUACACUAUUUCCUCUACUUCAAUUUGUGGGAAAUAUGAGCAAAAACAGAACUGUUGCAAUUGUAUUUGUGUCGAGUAUAUUGUUUCCAGUGAAUUCUGAAUUUUUUAUCACUUGGACAACUGCUCGGUAUGUUUGUAUGUAAGAGCAUCUGCGUGAUUUUGUGUGUGUGUGUGUGUGUGUGCAUAUGCAAGCUACUUGCAUUAUAAGACUUGUAAAUAACAAAGAAAGUGACUAUUUGUUAAGCAGAACAACUCCAUGUAUUUAUUGUCUUCUAUGAUGUAUGGCGUUUCUUAAAGAAAGAAAUGGGAUUUUG